Molecule: messenger RNA, 3563 nt
Organism: Owenia fusiformis
Lineage: Eukaryota; Metazoa; Annelida; Polychaeta; Sabellida; Oweniidae
Source: the annotation of a GenBank genome assembly
UUGGGCUUAACUUAAACCCUAAGGUUGACUCAGGUGAUUGCGCUGAACAAGGCAUUGGCCUUAGUUAACAUAAAUAUUUAGAGCAAAUAUAAAAUUCGGAUGACAUUCUUUCUGAACUGACCAAGAUGAAGUUUGGAAAUACGCUAACUGAAUUAGCUCGAAUUGACAGUAAAUAUGGGUAUGAGUAUUUUCAAUACAACUUGCUGAAAAAACACAUAAAGCAAAUGAAAGAGGAAAAACAACCCAAAAAAGAAGUAGAGUUCGUACAAAUGAUGGACAUAGAAUUGCAACGAAUCAAGAAGCUGAUAUCAACAAAGAUUGAAGAAUUGAGAAAUAAGUUCAGAACCAUUGAAAAGAACAUUGAAAUCAAGGGACGCAAUAAUUGUGACGACUCUGACGAAAUCCAUCGUCUAAAACAGUUUGCAGACGACUUGGCAGACGAAUUAUCAUACAUAAACACGUUUGCGCAUUACAAUAAUGAAGGAUUUCGAAAGAUCGUGAAAAAACAUGACAAAGCGGUUGGGAUCCGUUCGUAUUGGUUUGAAGCCCAAAAACAGGGCCAGUUUUUCGACGAAGUAUCCAAUGAGGUGGAGGGCAUGUUAGUCCAGCUAAGUGAUCUGUAUGAACAUAUCAGAAAUGAAGAUAAACUGUCUUGUACUGAAACUGACGCAGAUGCUCAACAACCAUCUAAAGAAAAUAAAUCAUCACAGGAGAGUUUCGAAAGAAAAAGCAGUAAAUACUGGGUGAAUCGUGAAGAUGUUUUCAAGCUGAAGACGAUGCUGGUGAAGCACUUGCCUAUCUUUAUAUUCCAUCGGGGCAAAGACGAUGUCGAUCAACGACAUUUAAAUCGAAGGAAGAUAAGCAUAAUGCUUGAUCAGCACCAAGCCGAGUUUGAAAAAUUGAAGAGCUUACAGAAAACGGGUUGGAUAUCUUCAGUUUAUUUCGACAGUUCGGAUCUUCAUUCCUACCACAAGAGACUUGAUAUGAAAGAAGGUUCAACGUUGAUUCGCCUGCGAUGGUAUGCUGAUCCAAAUGAGCUCUCUGGAAGUAAAGAUGAGAAUUGUUUCAUUCCAAACCCUCCUGCUACGGGUUCAACUGGUUUAUAUUUCGAGAGAAAGACACACCACGAGUCGUGGGUCCUUGAUAGGAGUCUGAAAGAGAGAUUUCCCAUAGACAGUUCCUCCAUCAUGGAUUAUGUAACAGGAAGAAAAUCCGCAGCUGACUGCUGUCUGAGUAAAUCUGGGAAUGCCCUAGCAGAGGAUAUUCAAAGAGAAAUCGUAAAGAAAAGAUUGGUUCCCAUUGUCAGGACGGUGUAUAAGAGAUCUGCAUUUCAACUUGUGUCAUCUGAUGACGUCAGAAUCACCUUGGACCAAUCUCUGUCUUUUGUAAACGAACACCCAGAUGUUAGAGACCAAUCACUGUGGUAUCGUCCAACCCAAACAAUAGAAUGCAAAGAAGAGGAUUGCCUAAGUUUCAAAGCUGCAGUUUUAGAGGUCAAGUUGAAAACCGAUUCUCCUCCGUGGCUCGAAGAAAUUCUUUCUUCUCCAAUAAUACGCAUGGUCAGCAAGUUUUCCAAGUUCCAACAAGGGGCAGCUUCAUUCAAUGCAGACAGAGUAAAAAUAUUUCCUUAUUGGUUCGAGGAAGAAGAAAUGGACCAGGCGAAACUAAGAACGGAAAGGAUAAGAGAAGGAUGCGACAAAGUCGACACCAUCAGCGAGGACCUAAAUCGGAAAGUUUCCUUCCCAAGGAUGAGCCUUACCUGCAAAUCUAAUAUGAAAGCAUAUGUCAAUGGGGGUUUCACAGACGCCGUGGUAACUAACCAACAAACACGAACACAUAACAAACCAAGUGCGUCCAAAUCUGAAAAUUCGCGUAUCGUUGAGGUUUCCCCUACAACCACUGAAGAUCGUGAUGUAAACAUUGAAAGCGGGUGUUGUUUUGGAAGGAACAAAUCUUACAAAAAAGCAACAAAAAGGCUGAAAAUUGAGCCUAAAACAUACUUCGCAAACGAAAGAACGUUUAUGCAAUGGGGGCAGGCUGGGAUGUUUCUGCUUGGUGUUGGAGGAGCUUUAGUUGGUAUUCACGACCAGGCCACGAGGAAUAUCAGCAUCAUGUUCUUUGCUUUGUCACUAUUUAUGUUCAUCUAUGCUUGCACUGUGUUCUAUGUCCGCCUGCAUUUGAUCAAAAAAGGAAACGCUUCUAGAUUUGAUGAUUGGUUCGGUCCAGGUAUAUUGACAGUGUUCCUAAUUGGGGGGAUAUGUGCGACAUUUUACAUGUCCCCCCCGGGUCAAAUAAAAGUUUUAGAAACUGUGUUCCCACAAUUUGAGUCUCCAUCCUGCCACCGUCUUCCGCUGCAGAAUACUCCUCUGUUCUUUACCCCGAGUGACCUUGCCUCAAUUGAUCCUGACAGGCGGAUUGCCUGGACAUGUUCCGACAACAGGAUUGCCAUGGUUGAUCUGGAUACUGGGGUGUUUAAGGAAGAAAUAACUGUUGGUGGAAAUAUUGCUGGCUCGGGAUCUGCCUUGCUGGAUUUCGAAAGUUUAACAUUCGCAAAUGAUCCUAAUAUCAUCUACAUUGGAUCUGAAGGAGAACUAAAUGGAAUUUUGGAAUACGACAUCAGCAAGGGAGCGAUUCUUCGGACUAUGUCGUUUGGCACCAAAUGGGGUAACAGCAAUUCGUUGGAAAGUUUGGCAUACAUGGAUACAUACAUGGCUCGGGCAUUGCUGCCUAACGCAUCAGUAUCCAUCGUGGGUAACGGUACCUUUAUCGUUCGCCCAACGCGAAAUUUGAUGAUGUUCUACGUCCCCGUAGAUCAUGAUCGGCAAACCAUAGACGCAAAAAAGAUUAAAGUUCCCCGAGAGUUAGAAGAUGAAAAGGUUGGCGCUAUGACGGUUCAUGAAAAUAUUCUUUACUUGUUGUUCGACAAUGUACUGUCUCUCGUGGGGUUGGACCUGAUCACCGGGGCAGUAACCAUCCAUCGAAUCCCAGGGACAAUAAAAAAUUGGGAAGGACUUCUCUUCCGCAAACACGAUGCGGGAUUAUGGGUGUAUCUUUCAAAGGAUAAUCCGGCUGAAAUAUGGAGAUUUGAAUUCAACCAAUCGAAGGGCUUCUCGGGAUGUUAAUCUUCAAAUAUGAUGGACGCAUUCAAAGUGGAUAAAGGAUAUUAUACCUUGAAUAUGAAUUGAAUUAUUUAAUUAUGGCUCGAUUAUGUAUUGUCAUGUAUAUUCUUUGUUAUUGAAAAACAAUAACAAGCUUGGGGACAAUUAGUUUUCGAAGCAAAGUACCAGGUAUGGUAUGGUGGUAUUGUAUUAUUUUAGACACUCAUAUAUUUGACUAUGAGUACUUUCUUACAAUAAAUAAAAAAUCAUAAAAAAUCUUAAACUUGACAAACAACGUCCUUCGUAUACAUCAACUUGGUCAAACGAGUAGUUGAAAUCACGCGGUCCUAACUUCGACCGUUAAUUUGAAUUUUUGACCUACCGGAUGUUUGAAAAUCAAGGAUUACGAGUCUCAUACUGCACCGUUUUUCUUCAAACUUGUUCCAUUUAAAGCAUAACGCAAAU